Molecule: messenger RNA, 243 nt
Organism: Colletotrichum gloeosporioides
Lineage: Eukaryota; Fungi; Ascomycota; Sordariomycetes; Glomerellales; Glomerellaceae
Exons: 1
Coding region: 1-243 (80 amino acids)
Source: RefSeq, a predicted model, not a curated record
AUGGCGGUAGGCUUCACUCCUUGGGCUACAAAGCCACACUCGCCCCUAUACAGCAAGAUCUACGCAGAUGACCUUGAGGCACCUCCGUCGCCGGGGUUUCGAACGAGAAAGCCUUCGAGAUGGCUUCAUCGCUUGUCGCCGAAAGCCAUGCUUGGGCUCGUAGCUUCUGUUUUUAUAUUCUCCUGUCUUGUGGUUACAGCUGUGAGUCCAUGCUCUGGUUCCAUCAACCUUAAUCUUAGCUGA